AUGUCGCGUCGACAUCAUCAACAACACAUCCGACAGCCUGCCGUGGCUCCUGCGCCGGCUUCUGCUCCGGCGCUUGAGAGAUCACGAGCAGUAGAGGAACUUCAUCCCGUGCUACUUGAUCUCAUACUUCGAAUGAACAUCGUGCCACCGGGAGAAAUAGGCUCCCUCUCAGAAGCGGCACUGGCGAAUGCAGUGACGCUGGCCAUAUCGAUGUUACCUGAGGAUGAGCAGACACGCAUAGUCUCGCGCAUCAUGACUGACGAUGAGAUCGCGGAAGAACGACUCAACCAUCCACGGCUACAGAACCUGCAGUCCCGCGUGGCCUUGUCUCAAAACGAACGACGGCUUUUGCUGCGGGCAUCACCCGAACCAGAUGACGACGGCGCAAACGAGGACGAGGCCGGCGCCAACGGAUGCAUCAUCUGUUUUGAUAGGAACGCUGUGGCCGUCCCAUGCGGCUGUCGCUACUGUGCCAGCUGCCUGCGAGAACUGGUGCGCGUCGGCCUCCGCUCCGAGGCAGACUUUCCCCCGCGCUGCUGCCGACCCUUUGAUGAGGCCACAGUCCGCCUCGCUGGACGUCCCGCGCUGGUUCAUUUGUUCCGCCAGCUGUCGGCGGAGUAUGCCGUUCCGCCAGCUCAGCGGCUGUACUGCCACAAUCCCGGCUGCGCGUCAUUUAUCCCAGCGUCGGCCAUUCAGGCGGCGGCCAGGGACGAGGCCAAUGCCACGGCCGUGGGAACGUGUCCGUCAUGUAGCAGCGCGACAUGCCGAGAGUGCGGCGGAAGAGCGCACAGAGGCUUGCCUUGCAGAGCGGAGGGCGACGAUGAGGCGAUGUGGGAUAUGAUGGACGCCAAUGGGCUUGUGGGCUGCCCUCAGUGCGGCAUCGUGAUAACCUUGAUGGAUGGUUGCAACCAUAUGACAUGCGUGUGCGGCGCCGAGUUUUGCUUUCUCUGCGGCGAAGAUUGGGAGUUCGAUUGCCGCUGCCCCUUGUAUAACGCACGAGAGCUCCGCGUCCCCAUCCGUCGACGACCCGGCCGGUUGCCC
This is a messenger RNA of Trichoderma reesei QM6a, 1041 nucleotides long. RefSeq lists its product as uncharacterized. Gene Ontology annotation, biological process: protein polyubiquitination; positive regulation of proteasomal ubiquitin-dependent protein catabolic process; ubiquitin-dependent protein catabolic process. Gene Ontology annotation, molecular function: zinc ion binding; ubiquitin conjugating enzyme binding; ubiquitin protein ligase activity. Gene Ontology annotation, cellular component: cytoplasm; ubiquitin ligase complex. The record is from RefSeq and is a predicted model, not a curated record. The transcript has 2 exons. The annotation marks the transcript as partial. Lineage: Eukaryota; Fungi; Ascomycota; Sordariomycetes; Hypocreales; Hypocreaceae.